This is a messenger RNA of Amphimedon queenslandica, 2269 nucleotides long. RefSeq names its product ribosome biogenesis protein bop1-like. Lineage: Eukaryota; Metazoa; Porifera; Demospongiae; Haplosclerida; Niphatidae. The coding region runs from base 39 to 2201 and encodes 720 amino acids. Gene Ontology annotation, molecular function: protein binding; ribonucleoprotein complex binding. The transcript is spliced from 22 exons. Gene Ontology annotation, biological process: ribosome biogenesis; maturation of LSU-rRNA from tricistronic rRNA transcript (SSU-rRNA, 5.8S rRNA, LSU-rRNA). The record is from RefSeq and is a predicted model, not a curated record. Gene Ontology annotation, cellular component: PeBoW complex; preribosome, large subunit precursor.
GGAAAGUGUUGGAUAAUAGACGGGCUCCACGUGGUGAGAUGAGCAAGAGAAAGAGAGACGGUCCCUCAGUCCCUGAGAGGCUAAAAGAGGAUCCAGAACCCUCAGAGGAGGCCCUAGAGACACACUUUGAUCUAAAAGAUGAAUUAGUUUUGGAUGCUGACGAUGAAGAAAGCGACAAUGAGUCAUUGGAGUGGGAGGAGUCAUCGGAAGAGGUUGAUAAUGAACCAGCUGAAGAGGGUGAGCAUAGUAACCUUGAAGAGGAGAAGGAACAAGUUGAUGAUUAUGAUCCAUGGGAUGAAGCAGAGUAUACUGACACUUCAGAUGAAGAGGAGUUACGUAACACAGUGGGGAACAUCCCGUUGGAGUGGUACGAGGACUAUCCUCACAUUGGGUAUGAUCUUGAUGGGAAAAGGAUCCUCAAGCCACAGCAAGGAGACCAGCUUGAUGAAUUCUUAAAAAGAAUGGAUGAUCCCAAUUAUUGGCGUACAAUUACUGACAGUACAACUGGUAAAGAGACUGUACUGACUGAUGAGGACAUUGAUCUCAUUGAGAACAUUCAGAGAUCACAAUAUCCACAGCCAGGAUUUGAUCCUUAUGAACCAUAUGUUGAUUUAUAUUCGCAUGAGAAGAUGGUCCAUCCUGUCUCUAAUGCCCCUCCUUCCAAGAGAUCAUUCCUUCCUUCUCUAUGGGAGAGGAAGAAACUAGUCAAACUAGUUCGUGGUAUCAAGUUAGGUAUCAUUAAACCAAUCAAGAAACCUGAAAAACCGCAAGUAUACAUGCUCUGGUCAUCAGAAACUGAGAAUGACAAGUUAAGACCCCAUCAGUUCAUCCCGGCCCCUAAGGCAAGAUUACCAGGUCACGGCGAGUCUUACAACCCGCCCCCAGAGUAUUUACCAUCAGAUAAAGAACGACUGGAAUGGGAGGGGUCAAGUGUUAAAGACCGACGUCCUUUUAUACCAACAAAGUAUCCUUCCUUGCGACUAGUUCCUAGAUAUGAGAACUUUGUCAAGGAGAGAUUUGAUCGUUGUCUUGAUUUGUACCUCUGCCCUCGUCAGACGAGAAUGAGAAUUCAAGUGGAGCCUGAGCAGUUGUUGCCACAGUUACCAAAACCAAAGGAUCUUCAACCUUUCCCUACCACAGAAGCAAUUGUUUAUGAAGGUCAUUCUGGUAUGGUGAGGAGUAUUGCUGUUGAAAAUGAGGGACAAUGGCUGGCAUCAGUAUCUACUGAUAACACACUAAGACUUUGGGAGGUUGACACUGGUAAAUGUAUUAAAGUGGUCCCACUCCCUGGAAAACCUUCAUCAGUUGAAUUUAUAACUAACGUUAAGAUGAGUAUUGUCUCUGUUGCCUUUGAUGAUUCCAUAUUACUGAUCAAUCAUGGUCUCACUGAUAAACUUGAUGUCAUUAGCACUGAUGCAGCACUAGUGGCAUCAGGGGAGGGAGAGGAGGAAGAGGGAGAGAGAGGAGGAACAGAGACAAAGCCUAAACCAGUUGAAUGGAGGACAUACACUGUCACUGAUGAGGAGUAUAGCAAUGGAUACAGACUAUCACUCAAGCACUAUAAGACUGUGUCUCAAGUCACUUGGCAUCACAAAGGAGAUUACUUUGCAUCUGUUACUGAAGGAGGCGGGUCUAACACUACUUGUAUUCAUCAGUUAUCUAAAAGACAGUCACAGAAUCCGUUUAAGUCUCUCAAAGGUUCUGUCCAGAAGGUUCUAUUCCAUCCAUCAAAGCCGCUCUUCUUUGUUGCAACUCAAACCUAUGUCAAAGUGUACGAUCUUGUGAAACAGGAACUGGUAAAGAAGCUGACCCCCGGGGUCAAGUGGAUAUCCAGCAUCGACAUACAUCCUAAAGGUGAUAAUAUAAUAAUUGGAAGUUAUGAUAAGAGACUGUGUUGGAUUGAUAUGGAUCUCUCCACUCGUCCGUAUAAAACACUGAGACACCAUCGUCAGGCCAUUAGACAGGUCAUAUACCAUCGUUCCUAUCCGUUGUUUGCUUCUUGCAGUGACGACAACACAGUGAUAGUGUGUCAUGGUAUGGUGUACAGUGACCUAAUGCAGAACCCACUGAUAGUUCCUGUUAAGGUUCUACGAGGACACACCUCAGUUGAUACUUUAGGUGCAUUGAGCUGUGCUUUCCAUCCAAGCCAACCCUGGGUCUUCUCAGCAGGGGCAGAUUCAUUAAUAAAACUAUAUACUUAAUUAUUAUUAUUAUUAUUAUCAUUAUUAUUUGAAACAAAGUAAUUGACAGCACAAACUAUUAAAUUUCA